AUGGACCCCAGUCAGCCCCACGCUGAUCAGAACGGCCACCAGCCUCCACUGACAAAUGGCCUCAACGUCGCCCCUCCAGUAGCUGACGACGAUCAGCACCCCUCACCCCAGAUUGCCGGCAUCGAACGCUUCGACGAGGCAGUGGGAAAGGCUGUUGGCGGAACUGUCAUUUCGUCUGAUAUUCGUCCUAACGACCUGCCAAGUGCCGCCAAGCUGGACGCCGAGCUUGCUAAAAAGAACCCCAUACCUCCACAACAACAGGAUGUUCCUGCAUCGGAUGAAAAGGAUGCGUCUCCCACUACCAAACAAGGUGGGGCUGUCGACAAGGAGGUUACUGCCAGUGGAGCUGUGCUCGAGGACCCCAAGAGCCGUACACCUGGCGCCUUCCCAGAAGUGACCCGGAUCGGUUGGUUGGAUGCCUACAAGCGCACUGACGGACCCUCGAACGAGUUCCGCGACAAGUCCAUCUGGAUGGAGGAGUUUGCCAGCAGUGCCCUCUUUGGCGCCUUCUGGCACAACGCUGUCGCACUUGUUGUGAUUCCCAUCGUUUGCUUUAUCUGCUUCAAGCUCGGAGGUGGUUUUGUGACAUUGAUCCUCAUCAUCGCCUUUGGCUCUACCUACUACAAGAACUCCAUCCGUCGCUUCCGCCGCAACGCCAGAGACGAUAUUACGCGUGAACUCAUCAAAAACGCACUCGAGGAAGACUCCGAGUCAACUGAAUGGAUCAACAACUUCAUGUCCAAGUUUUGGCUCAUUUACGAGCCAGUUCUCAGUGCUACGCUCGUUCAAACGGUCGACAGUAUCUUGGUUGACCAAACCCCUGCCUUCCUGGACUCUAUUCGCCUGACUACUUUUACUUUGGGAACCAAGGCUCCUCGCGUCGAGAGCGUCAAGGCAUUCCCCAAGACAGACCCUGACGUUGUGUUGAUGGACUGGCGUGUUUCGUUCACCCCAACUGAUAUUGAGGAUAUGACCCCCAGACAAUUGCGCACUCAGGUCAACCCCAAAGUUUGCUUGACCAUCCGCGUUGGAAAGGGACUCAUUGGUGCCGGAAUGCCCAUUCUCGUUGAGGACAUGUCCUUCAAGGGCUACAUGCGUUUCAAGCUGAAGCUUACCUCCAACUUCCCCCACAUCAAGACCGUCGACUUUUGCUUCCUCGAACCCCCAAUCAUCGACUAUGUUCUCAAGCCAGUUGGAGGAGAGACCUUUGGAAUGGACAUUGCUCAUAUUCCUGGUUUGCAAUCGUUCAUUCGCGACCAGACUCAUGCCAUCUUGGGACCUAUGAUGUACGCCCCCAACGUCUAUACUCUGGAUUUAGAGCAAAUGAUGACCGGUGGAGCCUCCCUGACCGCUGCCGCCGGUGUUGUCCAGUUCACCAUUUACAACGCCAAGGACCUCAAGAACACCGAAUUGGUCGGAAACUCUGAUCCUUACGUCAAGCUCCGCCUCGGUAACCGCCCUGAGCUCGCCACUACCGCCGUCAAAGAGGAUACCCUCAACCCUGUCUGGAACGAGACCAACACUAUCUUGAUCAACAACUUGAACGAAGUCGUGUGCAUGGAGAUCUUUGACAAGGAUACCGUCCGCAAGGACCGUCCUUUGGGCCAGGCCAACUUUGAUUUGAAGUCUUUGGAGGAGGACCCUAUUCAGGAUGACGUUUGGUGCAAGGUUCUCCGUAACGGCAAGGAGCGCGGUGCCGUUCGUAUUCGUGCCGCCUACUUCCCUGUCCAGGUCCCUGGCCCAGCUGUCGAUGGCAUAGAGCCUGCCCCUAUUGAGUCCAACUCUGGUAUCUUGGCCAUCAACCUCGCCCAGGCUAAGGACAUUGCCCGCACCGGAAAGACUAAGUCACUCUGCAAGGUUUACUUGAACGGACGUCUCGCUCACACCACCAAGAAGAUGAUCGGAGCCAACCCUGCCUGGGGUGCCGAUGUCGACCUCUUCAUCACUGACCUUGAGGCUGCCCAGAUCACCGUCGAGGUUGUUUCAGAGGAUCGCGUCAUUGGUUCGUACGGAGCUCCUGCCAGCAGGUUGAUCAAGGAUACUACUGACAAGGUCGACUGGGCUACGCUACAGGGUGGAGAUGGCACCGGAAAGCUGAAGGUGACCGGAGUCUGGAAGCCAAUCCUGAUGGGCGACGACUUGAACCCCAGCGUCCACAAGAAUGCCUUUGGUGUUCUCCGUGUUAAGUUGCUCAGCGGACGCGAUCUCCGCAACGUUGAGAUUGGUGGCAGCUCGGACCCCUAUGUGGUCAUCACUGGAGAAAAGGGCAUGAGUCGCGGAAAGACCAAGGUCAUCGACAGCAACUUGAACCCUGUCUGGAAUGAGAUCCACUAUGUCACCGUCAACUCGAUGAAGCAGGAGUUUGAGUUUGAGUGCUUCGAUUUCCAAAAGGUUACCAAGGACAGGACAUUGGGCAAGACCGAGUUCAAUAUCAGCGAGGUUGUUGAGGAGUUGCCUGAUAAGGCUGGAUAUGCUGCUCGCCCUAUGAUCAACCGCUGGGCCCCAUUGAAGCAGAAGGACGGUUCGACCAAGGGUGAGCUCAACUACGAGAUCUCCUUCCACCCCUCGCUCAGAAUUGCCAAGGAGGCCACCGCGGCAGAGAAGGCGGCCACGGCCCUCCCCGACGACAACGCUGCCGUUGAGAGUGUCGAGACCACCCGCCCUUCGCCCACCAACCUGGAGAACCUUGACACUGUCGCUGUGGAGACCGCCGCUGUUACCCUGCCACCCAACACCAUCUACGCUCAUGAGGCUCUGGACUUUGACUCUGGUAUCCUGGUGACGCACUUGAUCGGGGCUGAUUUGGAUCGUUCUGGCACCUACUGCGAGUUCUACGUCGACAGCGACAGCUACCAGUUCAAGUCUCAGCUCCAAAAGUCCCGCAACCCCAAGUGGAACGAGGUUGCCGAUAUCUUUGUCAAGGAGCUCGAAUACGCCAAGCUGGUCGUCAUUGUCAAGGAGAAGUCGACGAUGGAAAAGGACCCCGUCAUUGGCAUCUUCUCCAGCAACAUCCAAAGUCUUCUCGAAGGCACCCCUGCCGAGGGUGGCUACUUCCCUAUUUUGGACAAGACUGACAAGCGUGGCAAUCUCCACUUGAAGUUUGAGUACUACCCUGUUCCCAUCGAGCUCCUCCCCAAGGAGCGUUUGGACAACAUGGGUAACCUGACUGUGACACUUGUCCGUGCCAAGAACCUGAUCGCUGCUGACCGUGGCGGCGCUAGUGACCCUUAUGUUGUCUUCAAGCUGAAUGGCAAGGAGGUUCACAAGUCCGAGGUCGUUAAGAAGACCCUCAACCCCGAAUACAACGAGACCUUUGUCCAGCCUAUCUCUUCUCGUGCAGAGGAUCAGUUCACAUUCGAAGUGUUUGACUGGAACCAGCUCUCGACUGCCAAGUCUCUCGGCGUCGGCGCCUUGGAUCUUCGUUCUAUCCAGCUAGUCUUGCCCAACGAGUUCUUGGUCCCUCUGCAGAACAAGCAGAAACAGGGCGAGGUUCAGUUGCGUCUUAAGUUCAUCCCCGAGUUUUUGUCAUCAAACAAGUCCAUGACUGGCUUUAGCUCGACCUUCAUUAGUGGGGGAGUCAACUUGGUGUCGUCUGGUGGAAACAUGAUUGGCCAGGCUGGUAUGGCUGGUGUCGAUGUCGUCACUGGUGGAGUUGGUGCCGUCGCUGGUGGAGUUGGUGCUCUUGGUCAAGGUGCUGUCGAUGUCACUGGAGUUGUCGGAAAAGGCGCUCUCAAGGGCGUUGGCACUGUCGGAAAGGGUGUUGGAGCUGUUGGCAAGGGUAUAGGAUCUGUUGGCAAGGGUGUCUUUGGUGGUCUCUCUUCAGGAGCAUCAGCCCUGGGACUGAACGGUAGGAAUUCUCGAUCGUCGUUGGAGUCCUCCGUCCCUGCUGAGGCUCCUCAAGUCCAAGCUUCGAUGAUGCCUAAUGCUCCCAGCACCCCCGAGAUGGGGGCCAUUCGUCCUUCCAACUCUGAGGCCUCCCUCAACGUCGCUUCGCCUACUCUUCCCCGGACAAGCGUCGGAUCGACCCGCUCACGGACGUCGAUUGUCUUUGACAACGGCGAGAUUGUUGGCGAGCCCGGCAACUUAACGAUCCACGUCAUUGAGGCAACAGAGCUCGCUGGCGUUGACAAGAGCGGUCUCAGUGAUCCCUACGUCAAGGUAUCCUAUGGCAGCAAGACGGUGUUGAAGACCAAGGUCAAGAAGGAGAAUUUGUCGCCUAGCUGGAACGAGUCAGCAACCAUCCCCGGAUUGACUGGCCACCCUGUGACGAUCAACUUCCUUGUUCGCGACCACAACACGAUUGGAAGCGAUAAGGAUCUGGGCGAGUUUGACUUGAGGCUGUGGGAGUACAUCCAACCGGCCACUGAGGCACACCCUGGCGAGUACAAGGCUGACUUCUGGGCACCGUUGAACGGUUCUGGAGGCAAGCUGCAUCUCAUGAUCGAGUAUGAUCCCACCCACGACGGUGAUGGCGCCCAGCGGAAGCGCAGCCUGUUCAGCCGCAAGUAA
Linnemannia hyalina is the source of this 4509-nucleotide messenger RNA. Lineage: Eukaryota; Fungi; Mortierellomycota; Mortierellomycetes; Mortierellales; Mortierellaceae. The record is from the annotation of a GenBank genome assembly.